Messenger RNA from Coregonus sp. 'balchen', 12786 nucleotides. NCBI's taxonomy places the organism in Eukaryota, Metazoa, Chordata, Actinopteri, Salmoniformes, Salmonidae. The record is from the annotation of a GenBank genome assembly.
AUGACAGUUGGCAAUGAAAUAAUCCCUCCUCAGCUGAAGGUAAAAACAUGAUAGCAGAAAAUCACAGCUUACUGGCUUUAUUGUCCGACCAUCUAGGACAGACGUGUUUUUUAAUUCAUCUAAUUUCCAGUUCCAAUUCCAGGAUUGGAUAGGUAUAAGCAAUAUGAUUGUAGCUCUACCUUGUCCUUGGCUAGAUGGACAUUUUGCCAUAUUGAUUUUAAGGUUGACAGAAUUGCAUAGAAGUCAGGGUUGGGUACAAUUCAGAAUUUUGGAAUUGACUUCCAUUGAACUCGUGAGUUGAAAUUCGAAUUGAAUUGGCCACACCCCACAUGAUGUACAAUUUUGAAUUUGAGAAAGGUUUUUCUUCGGUUGGUGAACUUCAUCACUGACAUCCUGGAACUGCAGAGAACUCUGGUGAAGACGUGUCGGAAUGUGACUGAUCUGUCCCACAGCACCAAUUCCCCCCCCCCCCCCCCCCAGGCUGUCAUGGAAAGAGCAGGUGUUCUUAAUGUUUUGUAUAAACAUUUCAUUUGUUUGGCUUCUUGAAAGGCCUAAGGGUCAACUUGAGGAUUAGACUAAUGCAUUCUGGGAAAUGUUGUAUUUUCCCCAUAUUGAACAAAAUGUAAGUGGUUUAUGAAAUAUAAUAACUUAGAAUAUUUGCAUACAGGUUUUGUUUUCCUUGAUAAUUAAUUAUAAGUUUGUCCUGAAAAUCAAUUGCUUCAACAAUAUUUUCUAUGCAUGUAUAAAACGAGGCAUAUAAUAUGUAUAUUUGCAUAGACAACACCUAAUAUAGAAUAGAACAGGCAUUUGAAUUUCUUUGAAUUUCACUGAAUUAAAUUAUAUUUCCUUUAUUUCAAAAUCGAAUUGCAAUUCUGUAUCCUGUUUACUACUUCUAUUCAAAUUCAAUUCAAUAAUUUAAUUUGAAAUUGAGGCGUUCUCAAUUCUAAUCUGAAUUGAGCACAACCUUGCUAGGAGACAGGUGUCAAUUUGGAAUUGUAGUCCAAUUACCCUGCUGGUGUCUCCUCCUAUCUCGUCUCCAGGACCUGGACAGGCGGCUGCAGGAGGUGAAUGCCUUUAUCAGGGCUGACUCAAGGGUGUCCUCCAACCCUAUCAUGAAGGUGUUGUCUCCAGAGCCACGCCUGUUCCUGACCUCGCUGCCCAACGACUCCCAGAUCCACAGCCCAGCAGUGUGGAACUGCAGGGAGAGGGUGUCCCUGCUCAGCCUCACCCGCAUUGUGGAGCAGAAUGACGGAGAAAACACCCUGCCAGUGCUCUGGAGGUUCCUGCACAAGGUAAGAGGUAUCACUAAACAAAAGCCACUUUAUUUAACUAGGCAAGUCAGUUAAGAACAAAUCCUUAUUUACAAUGACGGCCUACACCGGCCAAACCCGGACGACGCUGGGCCAAUUGUGCGUCGCCCUAUGGGACUCCCAAUCACAGCUGGUUGUGAUACAGCCCAGGAUCGAACCGGGGUCUGUAGUGACGCCUCUAUCACUGCGAUGCAGUGCCUUAGACCGCUGCGCCACUCGGGAGGCCUGGCUAUGUUCUAUCAUUGAGAGCAACUGAACAUGCAAAUAAGGAAAACCUUGUUCAGUGAUGACAGAUUUUUAAAAAAGCAUGCCGUGUUAAAUGUGAACAUACCAAGGAAAAUGUGUAUGCACAAGUCAUUUCUAUUAUUGGGCUCUGACUUUCUUUUCAAUCAUAACCUUAGCUGCUCAGCAUUUAUAGGCCUUAUACGGUUUACCUGUCAGUAGUUUAAUGCCUUGUGAUUGGUUGCAUUCUGUCAGCAGAUAUUUUACUGAACCCUGUGAUUGGUUGCAGGAGGCAGAGCUGCGGUUGGUAAAGUUCAUCACUGACAUCCUGGAACUGCAGAGAAAUCUGGUGAAGACGUGUCGGAAUGUGACUGAUCUGUCCCACUGCACCAUUGCCAAAUUCCUCCAGAGACAGGAAUCAGGUACUGUAACACAGGUGUCAAACUCAUUCCAUGGAGGACCGAGUGUCUGCGGGCUUUCACUUUUCGCUUGUACUUGAUUGAUCAAUGAAGAUCACUGAUGAGUUAGGAACUCCCCUCACCUGGUUGUCUAGGUCUUAAUUGGACAACCUCACCUGGUUGUCUAGGUUCUUUAAUUGGACAACCUCACCUGGUUGUCUAGGUCUUAAUUGGAGAACCUCACCUGGUUGUCUAGGUCUUAAUUGGACAACCUCACCUGGUUGUCUAGGUCUUAAUUGGACAACCUCACCUGGUUGUCUAGGUCUUAAUUGGACAACCUCACCUGGUUGUCUAGGUCUUAAUUGGACAACCUCACCUGGUUGUCUAGGUCUUAAUUGGACACUAAUUGAAAGGAAAUAACAGAAGGUAGCCCUCCAGGACUGGAAUGAGUGUUACACCCCUGUGGUGUAUCUUCUGAUUGAUGCAGUGUUUCCCAGUCCUGGUCCUUGGGACCCAAAGGGGUGCACCUUUUUGGUUUUGCCCUAGCACUCAUACCACCUGUUAGUGCUAGGGCAAAAACCAAAAUGUGCACCCCUUGGGGUCCACAGGACCAGGAUAGGGAAACACUAAAUUAGUGGCAUUGAGCCAAAUCCUAACUUUAGGUGUUUGCGAAUUACUCAUCUUCGCGCAAAUAUCCUAAGGACAUCAGUGCAAAAUCUACGUAGAAGUCUAUGUAAACCAGGCUUAUCAACUAUUUUGUAAGCAUUCCAUAAAACGUGUCAUAAAGGAAUUGGAGGAGAUUUAAGGCUGGAUUCAAUCCGUAUCACCGAAGUAUCGCGGAAGAUCUGCGCUACAAUUUAAAGGUAAUUUCCGAAUUGGCCGACCAUAUGCAAAGUUUACCGUGAAUGCAGUCUCCGCGACCACGGGAACGUUGCCUUUUUAAUUGUCAAUCUCGCGCUAUAAAGCAGAUCUUCAGCGCCACGGAUUGAAUAGAGCCCAAAGUUUGUAAUUGGUUAUGUCUGUGUCCAUCUUUCCACAGUUCCCCUGAGAGCCUGGCACGAGAAACGGAUCAACAUCUUCCUGACAACAUGGAAUCAGCUUAGGGGCUUGCUGGCAACCAAUGGUAAUAGCACAGAUAAUCAUUGCCAUACCAGUUUGGGUCUAAUAAGAACAGAUAAACAGUGCCAUACCAUUUGGGGUCCAAUAGUGAUCCUAUAUAUAAUUACUUGCGCACACACGUUUUCAGUACUUAUUUGUUGACGUUUUUGUCAAACAACGGCAUCCUUAAAAGAAUGCAUGUGUUGGGCACUCGCUCAGAGAUCCUAGGGCACACUUCGUAGUGAACCCAAGCAUGUGAAAUAUUCUCACUUAUUCUGUCCUAAAUAUCUCAAUAAUUCAAUGAUGACCCCUGAUUCUGCUGCUGCUAUGCAGAUGAAUAGCCUCAUCUUGUGCCUGUUUUCCCAUCACAUCAAAAACAAUCUGUUUGUUUGGUUUCUGUAGGAGAGAUUAAGAUCCCUUUUGAGUUCUGCCAGAAGGAUCUGGACAUGACCAGUGACUUCCAGGUCCUGUUGCCACGGCGUCAAGGUCCUGGUCUCUGCUCCACAGCCCUGGUCAGCUACCUCAUCGCCUUGCAGAACGAGCUGGUCUACUGUGUGGACAAGCACCUUGGAGAGGAGACUAGGUGGAUGCAUGCUUACUUGUACUAAUUUCGCGUGAAACAGGGGGUUGGCAACACGCAUGAUAUUAUAAUACUUUUAUCUCCCAAAGUUUUUAGGUUAAAAAAAUAUAAUGUUGAGUUUUUAGGUUAAAAAAAAAAAGACUGUAAAAUCACCAGGAAUUCAGCUAAAAAUGAGUUUAAUUUAGGAAAUCUGUUCCCAAGUAUUCCCACAAAUAUAAAAAGAGACUUGACCGUGUCUCGAUGUGUUCAAGGUAUGAAAUUAUUGUUAUUUUCAAAUGCAAUCUCUUAUUGGGCUUAGCUGUGGUCAAUUUGCAGUGCACAAAUUAUCAUGCCCCGUUCCCCCAACCAUCCGCUUCGACAAAAAUCAUCCCGCGGCUGAAUCUAGUCGCCUUGCUACCCCUGAUCCUAGUCCUAGCACACCUCCUGGCAUAAAACAUUUGUAUGGCUUUAUGUCAAGGUAUAUCUGUUUUGAAAUAUCCUAGUGCUUUGUUGAAAUAUCCUAGUGCUUUGUAGAAAUAUCCUAGUGCUUUGUUGAAAUAUCCUAGUGCUUUGUUGAAAUAUCCUAGUGCUUUGUUGAAAUAUCCUAGUGCUUUGUUGAAAUAUCCUAGUGCUUUGUAGAAAUAUCCUAGUGCUUUGUUGAAAUAUCCUAGUGCUUUGUUGAAAUAUCCUAGUGCUUUGUUGAAAUAUCCUAGUGCUUUGUUGAAAUAUCCUAGUGCUUUGUAGAAAUAUCCUAGUGCUUUGUUGAAAUAUCCUAGUGCUUUGUAGAAAUAUCCUAGUGCUUUGUUGAAAUAUCCUAGUGCUUUGUUGAAAUAUCCUAGUGCUUUGUUGAAAUAUCCUAGUGCUUUGUUGAAAUAUCCUAGUGCUUUGUAGAAAUAUCCUAGUGCUUUGUUGAAAUAUCCUAGUGCUUUGUUGAAAUAUCCUAGUGCUUUGUUGCAUUUGAGUGAGGGAAAGAUAUAGAGAGAGAACAGCACAUUGAGACGGAAGCAGAAACUGUUGAUACCACAGCCCCAUAGUUUCAGGCCAUUUGUUGACUUAAUUCUUCUUUUCCCAGCUUUAAAGUGAGCCCAGCAGACCUAACGGACCUGCAUGUGAUCCAAUAUGAUCUGGAGAGGGACCUGCUGCCACUGAUCCUGUCCAACUGUCAGUACAGCAUGAAGCACGGCAAGGAGACCCUGCACGAGUACGACCUGCCCAAGAUCCAGCAGCAGAUCCUCUCCCGCUUCUUGCAGGGCAGGCCCAUCAUCACCCUCAACGUGAGUGCCAAUCGCUCAGUUGGUAGGAGCAUGGUGCGUCCAACACUAGUGUAGUGGGUUUAUUCCUGAAUGCACGACGUGUCCUGAUAGAAUAUACUGUAUGUUAACUGUAAGUCAGUUUGGGGUUAAAGGUCAGCUAAAUGACCAUAUGACAACCAGCGUUGGUGUCAAUUCCCAUUUCAAUUUAAUUCAUUAAUAAUAAGUACUUUAUUAUUUUAAAAAAUAAAUACAAUUAGCAUUAUUUGACAUUUCAAAUGGAAUUCACCCCAACCUUGAUGCUCAUAUAUUUACUAGUAUCAGCUAUUCAUGAUGUCAGUUAUUGGUUUCUACAGGGAAUCCCAACACUGGUGAACAGACAUGAUCGAAUUCAUGAAAUUAUUCUGAAGGACAUGAGAGGAAAGAUUGGACAAGUAAGUUCUGCUAAAAUCUAAAAACGAUAAGUCAGCCGUGUCUUCUUCCCAAAAGAUGAAUCACCAUUUUCACAUGAAGCUUUCUUUACUAGUUCUAGCCGAAUCAUUUUCUGCAGAUCUGAAGGAACCAGGAAUAUGGUGAUGGCUCCACCUAGCCACAAAUAUUGGAUUUGUGGAGCCACUGCCAUAUUCUGUCUAGUUCUUUCAGAUCUGAAAACACUGGGAAAGAGCAAGGGAUUUGACCUCUCUGCUUUGGAGCUAGGGAUUUGACCUCUCUGCUUUGAAGCAAGGGAUUUGACCUCUCUGCUUUGGAGCAAGGGAUUUGACCUCUCUGCUUCGGAACUAAGGGUUUGACCUCUCUCUGCUUUGUGUCUCUAGGUGCCUCUGCCCUCGCGGGCCCUGUCGACCCUAGUUGGGGAGCUGAAUUCGUACAAUGAGGUGUGUGAGGCCCUCUCCACCGUGGAGGUGGCCCUGGGGUUCCUGGCCAUGACCGGGGGAGAGCCUCACAUGCAGCUGGGCAGCUACCUAGAGGAGGUGCUGCAGAUGGCCGAUCAAACAGCUCCACACAUCCUCACGGUCAGCCUUGUGAUUCCGGACUUUAACACUAGCUUCCAUGUCAAGUCGUCUCCAACAGGCGCCGAUCUUUCACAAUAGCUGGGGCACGCUUUACAUUUACACAUGGACGUCUGUAAUAAAUGCUGAAUAUAAGUAUGAUUUCGUGUGCACGCAUAGAUUGCCGUUCUGCUCAUUUCACAGUCAAAACACAAGUCUGUCCCUUUUAAUGUAAAAGUAGUCAGUUCAUUAAAUCACUGAUUUAAGAUAACUGAAGUUACUUUUGUGGAACAAUACCAAAUACAUUUUCCCUUUUUGUAAGUAUAUGAAAAUGUAUGCUCUCACUAACUGUAAGUCUCUCUGGAUAAGAGCAUCUGCUAAAUGACUAAAAUGUAAACGUAAAAUCUCCUGUGCCUUCUAAAUGCAGACAGGCUAUUGGUCAUAUACUGUAAAUUAUAAUCUGCCAUAUUUAGGUCGUUCCACCAAUAGAGUGUAAUUUGGUUUUAAAAAAUAACGUUUUAUUUCACCUAAUUGUAAAAUGUAUGUACGCUUUGGAUAAAAGCGUCUGCUGAAUGGCAUAUAUUAUAUUAUUAUUUAACAUUCUGUCAUAAACAACACGUUAAAGUUAAUAAAACACAUGUUUUCCAAUCUCAAGAGGUUAAAUAAACAAUAAUGACUGUAGUAAGUACCAAUAAAAUGGCAAAAUCAAGUAACAGGGUUGAUGUUUUCAUCUUGUUCAAAGUUUCUUUUGAAAAAAUAAUUGAAAAGGGAAUAGUUUCACCGUAUUAAAAUGAGAGUUCAGUUCGUGUAACAGAGUUGACCUUUAAAAUGAGGGACAGACGUAAAUGAAUCAUUAAAUCACAUCAAAUAAAUAAUAAUCUUCAGACAUUACUUUGUUAAAGCAACAAAAUAACAAGGGCUUUACAACGAUGGUGAAAACUUCGAGAAAUGUUGGAGUUACGUGGGUAAAAUGUUUCCUAGAAGUCAUAAAAACAUGACGAGGGACGUACAUUUUCCAUCUGUUUCAUAUUAAAGGGCACAUAAUUUAAUAUAACAGGCUUUUCAUUCAAUAUUGGUGCACAAUUUCUACUUAAAAUAUCAAAGGGACGCAAAAAGCAAUCUAUUCGUGAAACGACACAUUUACGAACUGGAAAAUGUAAUCAUAAAAGGGUGUCACACUUACAUUUACAUUUACGUCAUUUAGCAGACACUCUUAUCCAGAGCGACUUACAUUAUUGGUGCAUUCACCUUAUAGCCAGUGGGAUAACCACUUUACAAUAUGUUUAUUUAUUUUUUUAUUUUUUGGGGGGGUGGGGUAAGGGGGGGGUAGAAGGAUUACUUUAUCCUAUCCCAGGUAUUCCUUAAAGAGGUGGGGUUUCAAGUGUCUCCGGAAGGUGGUGAGUGACUCCGCUGUCCUGGCGUCGUGAGGGAGCUUGUUCCACCAUUGGGGUGCCAGAGCAGCGAACAGUUUUGACUGGGCUGAGCGGGAACUAUGCUUCCGCAGAGGUAGGGGAGCCAGCAGGCCAGAGGUGGAUGAACGCAAUGCCCUCGUUUGGGUGUAGGGAUUGAUCAGAGCCUGAAGGUACGGAGGUGCCGUUCCCCUCACAGCUCCGUAGGCAAGCACCAUGGUCUUGUAGUAGAUGCGAGCCUCAACUGGAAGCCAGUGGAGUGUGCGGAGGAGCGUCGUGACAUGAGAGAACUUGGGAAGGUUGAACACCAGACGGGCUGCAGCAUUCUGGAUGAGUUGUAGGGGUUUAAUGGCACUGGCAGGGAGCCCAGCCAACAGCGAGUUGCAGUAAUCCAGACGGGAGAUGACAAGUGCCUGGAUUAGGACCUGUGCCGCUUCCUGUGUAAGGCAGGGUCGUACUCUCCGAAUGUUGUAGAGCAUGAACCUACAGGAUCAGGUCACCACCUUGAUGUUAGCGGAGAACGACAGGGUGUUGCCCAGGGUCACGCCAAGGCUCUUCGCACUCUGGGAGGAGGACACAACGGAGUUGUCAACCGUGAUGGCGAGAUCAUGGAACGGGCAGUCCUUCCCUGGGAGGAAGAGCAGCUCUGUCUUGCCGAGGUUCAGCUUGAGGUGGUGAUCCGUCAUCCACACUGAUAUGUCUGCCAGACAUGCAGAGAUGCGAUUCGCCACCUGGUUAUCAGAAGGGGGAAAGGAGAAAAUGAGUUGUGUGUCGUCUGCGUAGCAAUGAUAGGAGAGGCCAUGUGAGGAUAUGACAGAGCCAAGUGACUUGGUGUAUAGCGAGAAUAGGAGAGGGCCUAGAACUGAGCCCUAGGGGACACCAGUGGUGAGAGCACGUGGUGCGGAGACAGACUUCAAACGGUACAAACAGCAUCCUCCAAUACGCGCCUGUCUCCAACAAACGCCAGGGGUGUAGUCUAAGCCAGGGGUAUUAAAUAUUGGUAUCUGUGACGCUAGAUCACUGAGAGUCAACUUGUGACCAAUUAUGUCAUGUUUAUACAAGAGGUUUGCUCAAUCAAAAUUGACCCCCACCACUAGGGCACGUCUUGGAUUGGAUAAGCAAUGUGUAGUUAUAGCCUUCUGAUAGGCCAGAGGGAAUUAUUGUCAUAUUUAUGUGCACCUAUCUAGUUAAUUCAUACACAAGUGCUUAGUCAUUUAAAGCAGGGGUAGUUUGUGUGUACGAUUAGGCUAACCUCAGUAUCUGCCCAGGGCCUGAGGACAAUCUCAAGCAUGGCUAACCUCAGGUCUCCUCCUAUUGUCCUCAGGCCCUGGGCAGAUACUAUCUCAAGCAUGGCUAACCUCAGGUAUUCUCCUAUUGUCCUCAGGCCCUGGGCAGAUACUAUCUCAAGCAUGGCUAACCUCAGGUCUCCUCCUAUUGUCCUCAGGCCCUGGGAAAAUACUAUCUCAAGCAUGGCUAACCUCAGGUCUUCUCCUAUUGUCCUCAGGCCCUGGGCAGAUACUAUCUCAAGCAUGGCUAACCUCAUGUCUUCUCCUAUUGUCCUCAGGCCCUGGGCAGAUACAAUCUCAAGCAUGGCUAACCUCAGGUCUUCUCCUAUUGUCCUCAGGCCCUGGGCAGAUACAAUCUCAAGCAUGGCUAACCUCAGGUCUUCUCCUAUUGUCCUCAGGCCCUGGGCAGAUACUAUCUCAAGCACUGUUUGGCACUGUGGCAGCUCCUGACAUCACUCAAAUCAGAGAACAUGCUGCGGCUUAAGAGGGUAAGACGUCUAGUGAAAUUGCUGGCUAGGGAGCCUCUUGGGUGUUUUAACAUGGUCAGACACUAUGAGGCGUGUCUGUAUUACUGUUUGAUGUGGUCAUAUGAAACAAUAGUUCACCUGUCAAGUUACAGUUCAGGAAUGAUUUAUAGGUUGACCAAGUCCUAGUUAACCGGAAAAUACCGAAAUCUUUCAAGGAACAGAAACGGAAUCUGGAAUGAAAGUGAUCCAUGCUGUUUUCCGGAACGGAACCGUUAUUUUAAAAGCAUGGGAACCGGUUAAUAAAGUUAUUUUAUGUUCCAGGCAUUUUUUCCAGUCCCACAACAAAAACGCAACAAAGUGCUUAUGCCAAGCCCUCACUCUGUCACAAGGAAACGUAUUCCAGUGUCUUCCUGUAAGCUGAAAAUCUUUGCGUUUGUGUAGGCUACCUGCCCCUCCCCCUCCGAAGCAUAGGCUACUGUAUUGACGUUACAUUCGUGAUUCAGAAGAUAGGAAGAGAGAUUUUUCAUUAGCUAGAGAAGAAUGGAUUACCUUUUUCAAUGCUGGUUAAGGAUACUAUAGAUCUAGUUAUCACAUUUCACAUUGGAUUUAUGAAGUACAAUAAGGUAAGAUGUGUUUUUAAUUCUGCUGCCGCUCUGCACACACCAGCAUGUUAGCUAGCUGGCUCAAAGGACGUUCAAAGUUCCUCCAUAGAAGCCGCUCCUAGGUAUAAUUCGGUGGACCUAAUUCAGAUAAUGCAUGUCAUAACAAGAUGCCCAGCGCUUCAAGCCUCCUCCUCAACCCUCUCUCGCUCUCUCCCCACCCGCAAAAUUUCAGUCGCAUCUUGCGCCAUAGGCUACACUUGUCUGUUGUUGAGGGUUCUUUGCACAGUGCUGAUAUUCUCUUAUUCUUAAAACUUAAACUUUAGAAAAAUGACACAGACAACGGCUUCUGAAUAUAUGUAAACGAUCUUUAGUUUUGCAAUUGCAGGCAGAAGUUAAUACAGAGUCAACAGGGUUUGUAUAGCUCUUCGUAAGUUCUGCAAAGUGUCUAAAACAAUCUAUGCUUUUUAUACUAGCACUCCCUUCCCAUAGCGUGAUGUUUACCCCUGACCCUGAACUUUCCCUAGCAACAACAAAGUAUUCUUCCUAAUCCUGUCUUCCCACGAACUCAGCAUCAGGGGGUGAGGUGUCAGACAAUAAAACGACGACAUGUCUAAAGUCAAUGUGGCAAUUGUGGUUUGCAGGUUUCUGAAAACCUUCUGCUGUCAAGGCCUCCAUAGUUUUUAAUGAUGUAAGCAAAUGCACAUAAUAGAUCAUAUAUUCCCCAUCACUGUCCAUCACACAUGUAAAGAACUAGCUUGCCUGCUCUAUCCGCACUGAGUGGUGAAGUCAUUUAAUGAGCUAAAUGUAAAAAAUGGUUGAUUUCACGGGUAAAGAAAUUACAGAAAGGAAUGAUAUAAACUGUUACUUUUUUGGGGUUCGAACCGGUUCAGAACUUUAUUUUGCAGGUUGGAACAGUGGAACGAAACAAAAAAAAUAGUGGUUCUGUUCAGAACGAAACGAUUGGAAAAUAAUUUUUGUCAGGUGUCAGUGUGCAGCGGUAGGAUGGAGUCAGGCGCAGGACACAGAACUGAGUAACAGACGAACUUUACUCGAAAAACAACAAAUCUAAUUUCCACGCAGGGAAAUACAUCAGCUCACAGCAGUAUGAACACCAAACAAAGAACAAUCACGCACAACACCAUGAGGGAACCAGAGGGUUAAAUAGGGAAACAAAUUAACGUGAUGGGAACCAGGUGUGUACAAUACAGACAAAACAAAUGGAAAACAGAAACGUAGAUCGGUGGCAGCUAGAAAGCCGGUGACGACGACCGCCGAUAGCCGCCCGCACAAGGAGAGGCACCAACUUCGGCGGAAGUCGUCACACCCCUGUUUAAAACUGCAACAUUUUCUCUCAGCCUCAUGGCUAAAUGUGAACGAAAGCAUGAGAUGCAGAGAAAAUUGUUCUCUGCCCAUGCCUAAAAGUGUAGAAUUGCAGGAAAUUAGCAUUUAAAACUGCAAAAUGUUCUCUCUGCAACGUGGCAAAAUGUGCCCCAGGGCCCCAAAUGCGCUAGUCCGGCCCUGGGCAUGCGUUAAAAUCGAGGUGGGGGAGAGAGCGAGUCUGCUACAUCUGGGACUUCAACAUCAAUAAAUGUUCUUUCAUAGCGACCAUAAUUAUGGGAAGCCCAAAUGAUUCUGAGUUUGGGCAUAUAAAGUUUAUAUGUGAAAACUAUUUUCACAAUUCACAUACUAUCCAAUUUCCCGAACUCACUUCCUUGUUUAGCCUAAAUCACUUGCACUGCUCGUGCUUUGUGGAUUUCCACAAUAUAGAGGGGAGGUCCUAAGGGUCAUGCUAGAUGGUGAUAGACUGAGAGUUCAGCCAAUGAAAAUCCAGAGGGGGGGUUUUUCCCGCUCUUGCCAUAGGCUCCAUUCAAGUCCCUUUCUGAGGCGCUGUGAACGAGAUUAACCCCUACCCCUUGACACUUAAGCUAUAAGAGGGCAAUGUUAAGUGGUGGUGCUUCCACAUCACAAGCACAAGAGUGAAGCAGCAAAGCGCUGACUCACUAACGCAGCGCAAGAAUAGAUCCUAUUCUUUUCUGCUGCGUUUCCCUUUCAGCGUGCAAAUUGGAAGACGUAGUGUGGACAUAGCAGAAAUGUAACUACCAGGGGUUGACUCUCUCUCUUUCCCUACCCGUCCUAAGGACCCAUUUGAAGGGAUCUCAGAAGAGUACAGGAAGGCCCUGGGAGAGGAGGAGCACAGGCUUCUCACUGGGUUCUUUAAUAAAAGCAACGCUGAUUCCAUCCUGCUGGAGAUGCACGAGUUCCUGAUACUGGUCCUGAAGAGCCCCCGUGCAUCUGACACCUACAGACCUGACUGGGGGUAAGGCUGCAGGACACACUGACACCUACAGGCCUCACACACACACACACUCACACACUCACACACACACACACACACACACACACACACACACACACACACACUCACACACACACACUCACACACACACACUCACACACACACACUCACUCACUCACUCACUCACACUCACUCACUCACUCACUCACACUCACUCACUCACACACACACACACACACACACACACACUCUCACACACACACUCACACACACACACUCACUCACUCUCACACACAUGCUAGUAAAGGCCCAACAGGCAGUGUGGAGUGGUUGUCCUUGCCAUUGUAUAGAAUGCUGAACAUUCAAAUGUUUCAUGUGUAGCACUCAACCCUCUGGAAACGACGUCCACACGGACACAUUUUCACAGUAUGACUGGGGGAAAUUAAUUGAGCGCAAUGGUGAACUUCUUUUCUACACAGAUCAUACACUGAUGAUCUUCCCUGAUGUUUCCCUGAACUUUCCAAUACUUUUUUCUGGUGCACUUAAAAUCCCUUCAAAGCAUACUUUCUUCAGACUGAAAGUUUUAUUUUUAUUUUUUUUAUGUCAUUUGUUUCUGAUAACCGCAAAUGUCCUAAAAUAGAGAACCAAAUAGCUUGAUGGUUUGUGUUAUUGACAUCUUAACCAGUAAAAAAAUCAUUCAACUAUUUCUGUGAACCUCACAUGUCCAUUGUAUUACCGUUCUCUUCUAGUCUGAAAGAUACACUUGUGGCAUACAUGGAACGUAAGAACCUGGACAUCCCCUCUGAUGUUGAGCAGUUCUUCCCUGAAGAGAUCGACCUGUCUCAGUACAUCGAAGCCUGGAAGUUCGGGGUGGCGUUGAAACGGGAGAGAAGUCAGAGGUAG